Molecule: messenger RNA, 1722 nt
Organism: Penicillium daleae
Lineage: Eukaryota; Fungi; Ascomycota; Eurotiomycetes; Eurotiales; Aspergillaceae
Exons: 7
Coding region: 1-1722 (573 amino acids)
Biological process (GO): transmembrane transport; carbohydrate transport
Cellular component (GO): membrane
Molecular function (GO): carbohydrate:proton symporter activity
Source: RefSeq, a predicted model, not a curated record
AUGGCUCCUAGCGGUGUUGCCCAUGAGUUGUCUGCCAAGCGCCGGCAGUUUGCCGGCGAGCCUGGCUUCAAAGGACUUGUCAGUAAUAAAAGGACAUUUGCGAUCGCACUGUUCGCAUCCUUAGGUGGUCUGGUGUAUGGCUAUAAUCAAGGAAUGUUCUCGUCCAUCCUGACAAUGAAUUCAUUCCAAAAGGAGAUCAAAGGCUAUGCCGCCGAGACGGGCACUAAACAAGCCAUUACCACUGCCAUUCUUGAACUCGGAGCAUGGGUUGGCACUCUGCUAAACGGAUGGCUUGCCGACGCGAUCGGUCGCCGUCACACAACUGUUCUCGCCGUUGUUGUCUUCUGUGUGGGUGUCAUAGUCCAGGCGAACACCAAAGCUGUCAGCUAUGUCCUGGGCGGUCGAUUCGUGACUGGCCUUGGUAUUGGUAGUUUGAGUAUGAUUGUGCCCUUGUACAAUGCUGAGCUGGCUCCCCCUGAAAUUCGUGGAUCCCUUGUCGCUGUUCAACAGUUGGCUAUUACCUUCGGUAUCAUGGUCAGUUUCUGGGUUGGCUAUGGUUGCAACUUCAUUGGCGGAACUGGAGAUACGCAAUCAAGGGCUGCUUGGCUGGUUCCUGUCUGCAUCCAGCUGGCCCCGGCUAUCAUUCUGGGAAUUGGCAUGACCGUCUUCAUGCCUCAAUCACCUCGUCACUUGAUGAACACUGGCCGCGAAGAGGAAUGCUUGGAAGUAUUGGCCUGGCUGCGCAAUAAAUCCACAGAUGAUAUGGUGGUGCGCAUCGAGUUCCUGGAAGUCAAGGCUAUGCACAUGUUCGAGAAGGAAACUUCCGCCGCCAAGUAUCCGCAGUAUCAAGAUGGCUCUCGAAAGAGUAGACUCAUGAUCCUUAUCAACGACUACAAGUCGCUUGUCACCAAUCCGUCCUUAUUCAAACGUUCGACAGUUGCAUGCUUGAUCAUGGUUUUCCAACAGUGGAAUGGUAUCAACGCUAUAAAUUAUUACGCUCCAUUCAUUUUCAAGGGCAUUGGACUGACGGGAAACACCAUCGACCUUCUUGCGACCGGUGUUGUAGGUAUCAUGGAGUUUGUCUUCACGAUUCCCGCGGUCCUUUGGGUGGAUAAGUUUGGAAGAAAGAGUAUUUUGAUCGCAGGUGCUAUUGGCAUGGCAUCUUGCCACUUUAUUGUUGCUGGUAUUAUUGGAGCUUUCAAGGAUGACUUUGCCUCCCACAAGUCUGCUGCGUGGGCUGGAGUUGUCUUUGUUUGGAUUUACUGCAUCAACUUCGGUUACUCGUGGGGUCCAGUGGCUUGGAUUGUUGUGUCAGAGGUGUUCCCACUCUCUAUGCGUGCCAAGGGUGUAGCUCUUGGUGGCAGCAGUAACUGGCUGAACAACUUUGCUGUUGGAAUGGCUACCUCGCCAUUCAUCUCCAAGACUCAAUUCGGUGCUUUCAUCUUCUUCGGUGUCAUCACUCUCAUCGGCGCCGUCUGGGUCUACUUCUUCGUACCUGAGACCAAAGGUCGCACUCUCGAGGAGAUGGACGAACUGUUUGGUGUUACGGGUAUGGCUGCUGCUGAUGGAGACCGAAAGCGUCGUAUCGAGCGAGAAAUUGGUCUACUGGCACUUCUUGGAGAGGACUCGGGUGUCGAUGAGUCUAAGACCGCCUCCGACGAUGCAAUCGACAGUGCGAACAAGCAUGUGGAGGCGACAGAUCUUCCGAACGAGAAGGCUUGA